Molecule: messenger RNA, 3848 nt
Organism: Numida meleagris (helmeted guineafowl)
Lineage: Eukaryota; Metazoa; Chordata; Aves; Galliformes; Numididae
Gene: ITGB2
Product: integrin subunit beta 2
Exons: 14
Coding region: 828-2774 (648 amino acids)
Biological process (GO): cell adhesion mediated by integrin; cell migration; integrin-mediated signaling pathway
Cellular component (GO): focal adhesion; integrin complex; cell surface
Molecular function (GO): integrin binding; amyloid-beta binding
Source: RefSeq, a predicted model, not a curated record
UUUCUGCUCCAGCCAGCACAAGACAGAAGGAGGAAGGACCAGCACGGUGCUUAGCUCCUGAUUCUCAGCUGCUUCUCCCAACUAGCAGUGCCUAGGUGCUCCAACCUCACUGCAGUCUCAGCAGAGGAGCCAAAGGGAAGGCUUGGUGUGAGAAAAUGCCACGUUACUGCUGUCUCUGGCUGCCAGCAAUGACCUGGGUGCUGCUGCUGCUGACAACAGAAUUUCACCAAAGCUGGUGAGCCAGACUCCAACCGCUGUGACACCAUAGAGCAGCUGCAGCAGAGAGGAUGCCCAAAGAAUGAGAUUGAGUUUCCGGUCAAUGAAAUCACGAGGACACAGGACAGUGCACUGAGCAAUAAGAUACAGCUGACUCCCCAGGAGGUGCAUCUGAAGCUGAGGAUAAGUAUGAUUCCUGCAUUAUUGCUAAUAACCUUCUGCCCAUCCUCAGGCUCAGCUGGGUAGCAGCUGAAGCUGGCCAACAUUUGUUGCAUGUGCUUUCUACUCUUUCUUCAAAACUGAAUGGGCUGUUCACAAGAGAUCACCCUGCAGGGGACCUGAGGGGCCUCACAGGAGCUGAAAAGUCUUGAAGGAAAAGCUCCAGUGAAGAUGUGAGGGCAGGGGACACUUCAGGGGGGAUGAGAGUGGAGCCUGUAGCUGUGCUGGGGCAUGGUGGAAUGUCACAGGUUUCCUCCCCAUUUUCUCCCAAGGGACGAUCCCAGUGUGGGGUGGACAAUGAGGCAGGACAUGAUCGACAGCACAGUGGCUGAGCCUGGUGUCCCUAUCCCACAGGGGAGCCUGCUGAAUUUGACGUGAAGUUUCGCCGCGCCAUGGGGUACCCCAUUGAUAUCUACUACCUCAUGGACCUCUCCUAUUCCAUGCUGGAUGACCUAGAGAAUGUGAAGAAGCUGGGAGGAGAACUGCUUAGAGCCCUGGAGAGCACCACACCCUCUCGCCGCAUAGGUUUUGGCUCCUUUGUGGACAAGACAGUACUGCCUUUUGUCAACACACACCCUGAGAAGCUGCAGAACCCUUGCCCCAACAAGGACAGUAAUUGCCAGCCUCCCUUCGCCUUCAAGCACAUCCUCUCACUGACUGACAAUGCUGAGAAGUUUGAGAGUGAAGUGGGGAAGCAGUUCAUCUCAGGGAACCUGGAUGCCCCAGAAGGGGGGCUGGAUGCAAUGAUGCAGGCGGCGGUGUGUGGAGACUUGAUUGGCUGGCGCAAUGUGACUCGAUUGCUGGUGUACGCAACCGAUGAUGGCUUCCACUUUGCUGGUGAUGGCAAGCUCGGGGGCAUUUUGACCCCCAAUGAUGGCCAGUGUCACUUGGAGGACAACAUGUACAAAAAGAGCAAUGAGUUUGACUACCCCUCUGUCGGCCAGCUGGUCCAGAAACUUGCUGAAAACAACAUUCAGCCCAUUUUUGCUGUCACCAGCAAGAUGGUGGAUGUUUACAAAAAACUCAGUGAAAUGAUACCAAAGUCAGCAGUAGGGGAGCUGAAUGAGGACUCCAGCAACAUCAUUGAACUCAUCCAGGUGGCCUACAAUAACCUCUCCUCACGGAUCAUCCUGGACCACUCCACCCUGCCAGAUAUCCUGGAUGUCAAAUAUGACUCCAUCUGCAGUAACAACACAGGAGCCAAGAAUGAAGCAAGAGGGCAAUGUGACAAUGUUAAGAUCAAUGAUGAGGUCACCUUCAAAGUGAAGGUCACAGCAAAUGAGUGCAUCAAAAGCCAGUCCUUCACCAUCCGGCCACUGGGCUUCACAGACACGCUCACCGUGCACCUGGACAGCAUCUGUGAUUGUGAUUGCGGAGAGCAGCCUGACCCAACUGCCUGCAGUGGAAAUGGUGGAGUCAUCUGUGGGAUCUGCAGUUGCAAUUUGGGCUACACGGGGAAGAACUGUGAGUGCGACACCAAAGGCAAGACCAGCAAAGAGCUGGAGGGCAGCUGCCGGAAGGACAACAGCUCAGUCAUCUGCUCGGGGCUGGGGGACUGUGUGUGCGGGCAGUGUGUCUGCCACAGCAGCGACGUGCCUGACAAGGAUAUCUACGGCACUUUCUGCGAUUGCGACAACAUGAACUGCGAGUUUCACAAUGGUUCGCUGUGCGGUGGUGAGGAGCGUGGACACUGUGACUGUGGUGAGUGCAAGUGUACGCCCAAGUACGAGGGCAGUGCCUGCCAGUGCAAGAAGUCAACUGAUGGCUGUAGGAAUAGCCGGCAGAAUGAAUGCAGCCUGCGUGGCUCCUGCUACUGCAACCGCUGCCAGUGCCGGGGGGGCUACCAGCCCCCCUUCUGCGAGGAGUGCCCCGGCUGCCCCUCACCCUGUGGCAGGCACAUUUCCUGUGUCGAGUGCAAGUCCUUCAAGAGUGGGCCACUGAAGAAGAACUGCUCUGUGGCCUGUGCCAACAUCCAGCUGGCCGAAGAGCCACGGGCAGGGAGUCGGCAAUGCAAGGAGAAGGAUUCUGAGAACUGCUGGAUCUCGUUCUAUAUGGCCCAGGAUGAUGGGGAGGAAAUAUACACCGUCACUGUUGACCCUAAGAAAGAGUGCCCAGAGCCCCCGAACGUCGCGCUGAUCGUAGGUAGCACCAUUGCCGGCGUGGCUCUCAUUGGCCUGCUGCUCCUGCUGAUCUGGCGUCUCUUGACAGAGAUCUUUGACCGCCGAGAAUACCGCAGGUUCGAGAAGGAGAAAUCCAAGGCCAAGUGGAACGAAGCUGAUAAUCCCCUAUUCAAGAGUGCCACCACCACCGUCAUGAACCCCAGAUUUGAUGGGCAAUGAACCGGACUGAUGCCUGGAAGCACUAGGACCCACCACUAAAUAAGGAAACGCGAAGCUCAGGAAAUCUCAGGCUCCCACCUCUUCUUCUUUAUUGUGUUGUUUUUAACCCUUCUUCCAGGAGGCCACCAGUAGCCAGGUGCUGGCUGAGGGGCUGCAUAGUACCCAUCCCCUCUCACAGAGCUGUCUGGUGGCAUUGUGGGAGGAGGGAACAGCAGCGAUUUUGCCAUUGGCAGGGCUGGAAAGCAGAUCUUACCGACACGCACUCACCCCGGCUCCAUAUCAAUUUCCAUUUGUCCUAGCUCCUAGUGCUAACUUUGCUUUGUGGGAAGACCUUCAGACACCAAGUCUGCAGGCUUAGUGCAGAAAGUGCUCCCAGCGAGGAAUUCAGAACUGCUAUUUCCCUUUGGCUCCAGCAGGCUCCGCUCCUAGGCUGCUCCAUGUCCGCUAAACUGCUCUGCACAGUUACACUUGCAGUUGGUUCAUAAACUACUCCCUGCUGAGAUGGAUGAGGAGGGUCUCCCAGGUGGGCAGCCUGCUCCUGUUGCUGUACCUGGAAAUGAUGGACAGCCAGAAAACAAACAGUGAAUCUUAUUUCUAAAUCAUCAUCUGCUCCCCAGUUCUAAUUCCCUUUCAGACCUACCUCGGCUUCCGUGAGCUUGGCUUACCUCCACCAUGCAGCCCACUGCGUGACAAAGAAGCAAAGGGGCAGUAGACUGAACUGUGGAACAUUGGCAUCAGGGAUGUUGAACAUGUGAAAUAUUCAAUGUUUGAACAGCAUAAAUGUUGAACCACAGCUUCGUCUGCCACCUCUAGGACCAGAUCUCUUCCCUACUCUGCGAGUGGAUCAGACUUGCUGUGGACCAGCAAUGCAAAAGACCUGGCAUCACACAGAAAAUCUCCAGCUCAGUGCCUUUCCAAAUUCUGUGCAGCAGCUAUGGGCUCAUUCUUUUGAAAUACUUGUACAGUUCUGUAUUUGCUUCAAGUUUGGAAAUAAUUUGCAGAUUGUUUUACAUCCAAUCUCUGUUAGCUUUAUGAAUAUGUUUAAAGUUAAUAAAAAUUAAUAUAUUAAGUAAA